Molecule: messenger RNA, 4323 nt
Organism: Candidozyma auris
Lineage: Eukaryota; Fungi; Ascomycota; Pichiomycetes; Serinales; Metschnikowiaceae
Exons: 2
Coding region: 1-4323 (1440 amino acids)
Molecular function (GO): lipid binding
Source: RefSeq, a predicted model, not a curated record
AUGUCUCAAAAGGAUUCCAAAUCCCCGUCUCCAAAUGGCGCCAGAACUGACCGAAGUCAAGGUUCGGCCAAUGUCAAUGGCUCUGGGAACAAUUCUGGUGUCAACGCCAAAGACGGUUCAAAAUCCACCAAUUCAUCAAACGAAAAGUCAAAUGAUUUGUCUGAGAAACUGCCAAAUGGCACAUCCUCGCCAGUAGAGGGUAGACCAUCGUUUGCCUGGCGCAAGAUUGGUGGGUGGGACUCGCUGGAGUCCUCUGAUGAUAAGUUGCACACGUUGCAGACGCUCAAGGCAGUGGAGAACUAUGUCAUGGACCAUUUGUACGGCGACUGGUAUUUCAACACGGUGAUGAUUUUGGGCGUUUCGUUUUUCUCGUGGUUUUUCGCUUUCUGGGGUUUCAGUAUCUUGAUGUUGGGGGUGGUGCUCUUGGGCGCCGCCUCAGUGUAUCGUGCUGAAUUCCGUAGGUUCAACAGAGAUAUCAGAGACGACAUGGCUCGUAUUGAUGCUAGAAAUAGGUUGGAAAACGAGAUUGAGACCAUGGAGUGGAUGAACUCGUUUUUGGCCAAGUUCUGGGUCAUCUACAUGCCCGCCUUGUCUGAGAUGGUCUUAUUCCAAGCCAACGAGAUUCUCAAAGAUCAGGCUCCAGGGUUUGGUAUUGAGAAGGUGUCUUUGGAUGAGUUCACCUUGGGCUCAAAGGCUCCAAGAGUCGACGCCAUCAAGUCGUACACAAGAAAAGGAAGUGAUCACAUCGAAAUGGACUGGGCCUUCUCUUUCACUCCGAAUGAUACGGACGAUAUGACCAAGAAUGAGAUCAAGAAGAAAAUCAACCCCAAAGUGGCAUUGGGCGUGACAAUCGGUAAAGCCUUCAUUUCCAAGUCUCUCCCCAUCUUAGUUGAGGAUAUGUCGUUUACUGGCAGAAUGAAAAUUAAGUUGAUUUUGACGGAAAACUUCCCGCAUGUCAAGUUGGUGUCAGUGCAGUUCCUUGAACCUCCUGCUAUUGACUACGCUUUGAAGCCUGUCGGCGGUGAUACCUUGGGUAUUGAUAUCAUGUCCUUCAUUCCUGGCUUGUCGACUUUUGUUAACAGCAUCAUCCACUCUACUUUGCGUCCCAUGUUGUAUGCACCAAACUCGCUUGAUAUCGAUGUUGAAGAUCUCAUGUCUCAGCAGUCUAAUGAUUCGAUUGGGUUGCUAACCGUGAACGUCAAGCGUGCUUACGACAUCAAAUGCAAUGAUCUCGAGGGCAAGGAGUGUCAUCCUUACGUCCAGUUGACCUUGUCUGGUGGCCCCGAUGUUGAUGAGCGUACUAAGAUCAAGAAGAACACGAGAAAGCCCGUAUUUUUGGAGAGCAAGCACUUGCUUGUGAACGGGUUGGAAGGCAACUUGUUGACUUUUAAUGUGUUCUCUUACGUGCCCGAUAAGGCUGAAGAUAUUCCUAUAGGAAGAGUCGAUUUUGACUUGGCUGAUUUGUUGCAAGAGUCUCAUCUUGUUGAUCAGACGAAGAACAUCACCGACGCUGGUAGAAUUGUUGGUAAGCUCAAUUUCGACCUCAAGUGGAAUCACGUCUUGGAGAAGCUCACAUUGGAGGAUGGCCUGAAAGAAGAGAACAUUGAUUGCGAGAUUGGUAUCAUGAAAUUUUCACUCUUUGGUGCUUACAACUUGGACAUUUCCAAGUCUGUGGUUGGGUUGUUGAAUCCUUAUGCUGAAGUCUACAUAAACGACCAGCAUGUAAAAACAACCAGAAAAUUGAGGCAGAUCAAUGAGCCAUCAUGGGGUCUCACAUUUGAAAGUCUCAUCACUCAACAGUCCCAAACUCGUGUCCAAGUUUUCGUUAAAGACUCCAUCGAAGACACCAUUGUUGGCAGACUAGACACAAACUUGCAAGAUUUGAUUUUCGAGUCAUCCAGAGGUCAGCAGUGGAUUACAGCAGCACCAAUCCGCCGUGGCGGACCUGCUACCAAGUUCAGAAUUGGUGUCAAAUGGUCUGCUUUGCCCUUGGGUGAUGAAUCCCUCAAAUUCUUCGAAGAGCCGGCUAUUGGUGGUUUCAGAUUGCAAAUUCGCAACGCAAAGGGCUUGAUUAACCUCGAGGAGGUCGGUGACGUUGAUCCUUACAUCAGAGUCUCGCAGAACGGUAAGCCUAAGGGCAGGACCCCUACAAUCGCCAACACCUCGAAUCCUCACUGGAACCAAGUAUUCUUCCUUCCUGUUGCCAAUCCACAUCAGCAUAUAUUGCUCGAGAUUUUUGAUGCUGAGCCGGAGGGUAAGGACAGACCUUUAGGUUCAUGCGCUGUCACUGUGAACGAUUACUUGAAAAAGAAUAAUGAAGGCUACUACCUCGGCUAUGAUGGAGCAGAAGAAAUUAUUGAACAGCCAGUAUUGUACGCUGGUAAGAACCAUGGCCACCUCUACUAUUCCGUAUCUUUUGUUCCAACACUCCCCAUCUAUACUCUUUCCCAGUUGGAGAACUUGGACACUUUCUUGGAGAUGAAGAAAGAGAAAGAAAUCGAGGAGAAGAAAAAGAUGGAGGAAGAAGAGAGAUUGUACAAGGAAAACCCUGAAGGCUACGAGUGGGUUGAAUUGCAGGAUGAUGUUCUUCCAGAGCCUGAAAAGGUUGAGUUACCUUUGGAGAAGGCCAUCAAAUACAGAACCGGUGUUUUGAUGCUCCACGUUCUUGAGGGCCACUUCAAGGCUUCCGGAUGCUUGGUUCACACGUUGUUUGACGAUCACGCCUUCUCCUCCAGCAUCAGUCGCAGAGCUGAGGGAAAGAAUUUGACAGACCCAUUCAACGUUGAGGCUUUUAUUAGAGACUUGCCAAAUUCUCUCACGAUUUUUAGAGUUUCGAAGAAAUACGUCAUUGAGCACAAGAAUGACAUUGUCGCCGAGAAGACUUUUGAGACCGCUGAUCUUUUGAAAAAGGCUUAUCAGAAGCCCCUCACGUUGAAGAUCGAUGAGAAGAACUCUAUCAAGAUAAGAGCUGAGUACAUUCCAUCUGCGGUUAAGUUGGCACCACUUGAUACUGUUUUGGAUGUUGGCCACGUGAAGUUGGAUAUUUUAAGUGCCGAGAACUUGAAGUCCGUGGAUAGCAACGGUAAAUCUGAUCCUAUGGUUGUCAUCAAAUUGGAUGGUGUUGAGAUUUUCAAGACCGACAAGAAAAGAAGAACAUUGGACCCAGUGUGGAAUGAAGCAUUCGAAUUCCCUAUUUUGUCAAGGUCUAGACAGCCACUUGUGUUGGAGGUUUAUGACUGGGAUUUGACCAAUGAUGACGAGUUGUUGGGAACCGCUGUGAUUGACAUCUCAGCCAUUGAUCCUAACGAUUCCACCCAAUUCAAGGUCGAGCUCGAUACUCAAGGUGUCGUGGUCUUGAGAGCAACCUUCAAGCCAGAAUACGUCAGACCACCCCUCAACACCAAAUCGGGCUUGCCUAUCGACUUGAGUGACGUGAAGGGUGUGCCUUUGAAACUUGUUGGCGGUGUCGCCGGGGUGGCGGGUAACACCGUGGGCAGUGGUGUUGGUCUCGUCUCAGACAAUAUCACAAAGGGCGGCCAAUUUUUUAAGAGUUUCGGAAAGAGCAAGAAGAGAAGUGGUGAAGAUACUCGUUCUCAGAAUGGCCAUGGUAAUAGGCCACUGACGCAAAGUCAACGUGGCGCUCCAAGUGAGCUUGACAAGAGCAUGCAAGAGAAUGGCGAAGAAGACAACGAGCCAGAUUUACUUUCUGAACAGGUGGAUGACACUUCUCAGUUCGAGAAGGAGGGCGAGAAAGAAGACGACAACAAGAGUAAGAAAAACAGACAAGGUGCACCUCCACCAGAGGAACAGAUGGAGCAAAACAGACCACCUUCGAUUGAAGGGGCACUUCCUAAUGUAGAUCCGGACCUUUUGCCUCCUCCUCAGCGUCCUGGUGAGUUUGAAAACCACCAUAAGAGAAGCACCAGUGAAGCAACCGACAUUAGCACUAUGAACUCUUCUGCCAUGGGUCCUAAUGGGCUUCCAGGAAGAGUUAACAUUGUUCUGGCUAAGGGAUUCAAGGCCUCAGCUCUUGAUGUUAAUGUCACCUUGAGCACACCCCAGAGAACUAAGGAUAUCUACAAGACGAGAGGUGCCAAGUCACAUGGGGGAGCUUUCAAGUGGAAUGAGACGUUUACAUUCAAAUCGCCUCCUGUGGGAACGUUGUCGUUUGCAGUCAGGGAGCAUAAGACGCUCGGAAGAUCGCAAAUUAUCUCCAGCGCCGAAGUUGCCUUGUCUGACCACUUGGACGCCAGCGAUACUAUUGAUCUUAUUGUUGGAGACGGUCAAUUGACUGUCUUCAUGUCGUACUUGUCUGGCCACUAA